Messenger RNA from Bombus pascuorum, 954 nucleotides. RefSeq names its product adenylate kinase isoenzyme 6 (gene Ak6). The record is from RefSeq and is a predicted model, not a curated record. The coding region runs from base 242 to 778 and encodes 178 amino acids. The transcript has 3 exons. Gene Ontology annotation, cellular component: nucleus; cytoplasm. Gene Ontology annotation, molecular function: AMP kinase activity; ATP hydrolysis activity; ATP binding. NCBI's taxonomy places the organism in Eukaryota, Metazoa, Arthropoda, Insecta, Hymenoptera, Apidae.
AAACCUAAACGAAAUUUAUUAAAGUUUUAAACGUUUUAAGCUUUUAUUAUUAAUAGCGAAUGUAAAAAGUGACAAAAAUGUUAGUCAAAUGAAAAAAUUUUAAAACGUUCUUAAAUCUAUCAAAAUUCAAUUCGUAGCUUAGCUCUCAACUUAACCUACUAGGAUUAGUGUUGAAAAUGUUUUGUAACGCCCUCGUACAUUACUCAUAGUAUAACCUAUUUGUACACGUAUUCCUUUCGAUAUGUCCGAAACAAAUAGAAGUUUUCCAAACAUUUUAAUAACGGGUACACCUGGGGUGGGGAAAAGUUCACUGUCUCGUAUUUUAUGUGAGAAGACAGGAUUAACUUACAUUGACGUUAGUAAUUUAGCUAUUGAAAAAGGUUGCCUGGAGGAUUUUGAUGAAUUAUAUGACUGUCCUAUUUUAGACGAGGAAAAGUUAUUGGAUGAAAUGGAAGAGCUUAUAUCUGAAGGUGGAGUAGUAGCUGAUUAUCAUGGGUGUGACUUUUUCCCUGAUGACUGGUUUGAUGCUGUUUUUGUCUUAAGAACAAACAAUACUCUUCUGUAUAGUCGCUUAGAGAGAAGGGGUUAUACAGGAAAGAAGUUAGAAGAUAAUAUACAAUGUGAAAUAUUUGAAACCAUUCUUCAGUUGGCAAGAAUAACUUUUACUGAUGGAAAGGUAUUCGAAUUGAAAAGCGAUAACAUACAUCAAAUACCAGACAAUAUAAGCAAAAUUCGUCAAUGGAUCGAUAAGUGGAAAUUGGAUAAUCAAGAAGAAUAAUUUAUCUCUAUAAGUCUUGUCAUUUUAUUUUUUAUACAAUAGUGCCUGUAUUAUACUAUUCCAAUGCGUAUUGUUCUACAAUAUCGUUCGGUACAAAAAAAUGAACAGAGGAUAAUAAUGUAAUAUUUGGAUUUUAGGUCAGAUAUUAGUAAAUAAAGAUUUAAAUGCAGAAUAAA